Messenger RNA from Ananas comosus (pineapple), 972 nucleotides. Its product is annotated as 60S ribosomal protein L13a-1. Lineage: Eukaryota; Viridiplantae; Streptophyta; Magnoliopsida; Poales; Bromeliaceae. The transcript has 4 exons. The coding region runs from base 84 to 704 and encodes 206 amino acids. Gene Ontology annotation, cellular component: cytosolic large ribosomal subunit; ribosome. The record is from RefSeq and is a predicted model, not a curated record. Gene Ontology annotation, biological process: negative regulation of translation; translation. Gene Ontology annotation, molecular function: mRNA binding; structural constituent of ribosome.
CCGGCCCUCUCCUCUCUCCUUCGUACCCCGCCUCCUCGCGGUUCCCCAAACCCUAACUCUAACCGUAGGAAGUAGGAGUAGGGAUGGUGUCGGGGUCGGGGAUAUGCGCAGAGCGCGUGGUGGUGGACGCGCGGCACCACAUGCUGGGGCGGCUGGCGUCGAUCCUGGCGAAGGAGCUCCUGAACGGGCAGCGCGUGGUGGUGGUGCGGUGCGAGGAGAUCUGCCUCUCGGGGGGUCUCGUGCGGCAGAAGAUGAAGUACCUCCGCUUCCUCCGCAAGCGCAUGAACACCAAGCCCUCCCACGGCCCCAUCCACUUCCGCGCCCCCGCGAAGAUCCUCUGGCGCACUAUCCGAGGUAUGAUACCUCACAAGACGAAGAGGGGAGAGGUGGCGCUGGCGAGGCUCAAGGCGUAUGAGGGGGUUCCUCCGCCGUACGAUAAGAUGAAGCGAAUGGUCAUUCCUGAUGCUCUCAAGGUUUUGAGGCUUCAGCCGGGGCACAAGUAUUGCUUGCUUGGUCGGCUCUCCACGGAGGUUGGAUGGAAUCACUAUGAUACCAUCAAGGAACUAGAGAACAAGAGGAAAGAAAGAGCUCAGGUAGCGUACGAAAGGAGAAAGCAGCUCGCGAAGCUGCGGGUGAAGGCGGAGAAGACUGCUGAAGAGAAGCUCGGUUCCCAACUAGACAUCCUUGCUCCCAUCAAAUAUUAGUACUCUCUAGCUCGCACUUCUUAAUCCAAUGAGCUAAACUAUUUUGAGUCCCUUGUUUUUCGAAGAUGUGUGGAGUCAGUAGACUUCUAUGCUGCUUAAUGUCGGUAACUUAUCAAAUUGUGUUGAAGAUUUUUGUGUUAGCUAAGUAGUUCUUUUCUUGAUUGAUAUGUUGCUUUAUGUUGGAUAUGGUUAAAUUUGGUGAGAGAUUGCAACUAAAUUUAUUUUUGCCACUUAAGCAAGUUUAGCUGGUCUUGUCGAAUUAGCCCUA